Messenger RNA from Thlaspi arvense, 897 nucleotides. Lineage: Eukaryota; Viridiplantae; Streptophyta; Magnoliopsida; Brassicales; Brassicaceae. The record is from the annotation of a GenBank genome assembly.
AUGGCUCUUGAAGCAAGACAUAUGAAUCUAUUCUCUUCUCAGUUUGUUACCAACAGAGAAUGUGUUAAAUCGAACAUGAACAACGAAACCGCCGGCGGUUUUCCGGUAACACUACAGUCUCGCGCCAUAGAUCCGAUUCAAAUCGCAGCAAGUUUCAACAAAUCAGAAAGCGACCUCACAUACAAUUUCAAUCAAUCUCCAGCGAUAUCUAAACGUCAGAGAGAUUCAACGUUUGACUCCGACGCUCUAAUGGCGGCUCAGAAACGGAGGUCCGUCGCGUUUGACCCGUCGGCGUCUCUAAUCGACGCGGAACUCGUUUCUCAGAUCCAACAGCAACAAUCAGAAAUCGACCGGUUCGUUGCUCACCAAACGGAAAUGCUCAGAUUAGAGUUAGAAGCGAGGCAGCGAACGCAAACGCGGAUGUUAGCGUCUGCGGUUCAAUCGGCGAUUAUCAAAAAGCUGAAAGCGAAAGACGACGAGAUUGUACGAAUGGGGAAGCUAAAUUGGGUUUUACAAGAACGUGUGAAGAAUCUCUACGUCGAGAAUCAGAUCUGGCGUGAUCUCGCUCAAACAAAUGAAGCUACGGCUAAUACUCUCCGAUCAAAUCUAGAACAAGUUCUUGCUCAAGUCGACGAUUUUCCGGCCACCGGAGAUGGUUUUCGUCCUCCGGUAGAAGAUGAUGCGGAAUCUUGCUGCGGUAGCUCCGACGGAGCCAACGGCGAUGAUGUUACGGCGGUUACCGGAGGAUGUAGACGGUGCGGUGAAAGAACGGCGAGUGUGUUGGUGUUGCCUUGCCGUCAUUUGUGUCUGUGUACGGUUUGUGGAUCGGCUCUGUUACAGGCGUGCCCUGUAUGCGAUACGGUCAUGAAUGCUAGUGUGCAUGUUAACAUGUCAUGA